Cyprinus carpio (common carp) is the source of this 5694-nucleotide messenger RNA. Its product is annotated as TGF-beta receptor type-1. NCBI's taxonomy places the organism in Eukaryota, Metazoa, Chordata, Actinopteri, Cypriniformes, Cyprinidae. Gene Ontology annotation, cellular component: plasma membrane; activin receptor complex. The record is from RefSeq and is a predicted model, not a curated record. Gene Ontology annotation, biological process: activin receptor signaling pathway; heart development; transforming growth factor beta receptor signaling pathway. Gene Ontology annotation, molecular function: activin receptor activity, type I; activin binding; ATP binding.
CUCCGCUGGGCGGAUCAGCCAAUGACCGCGCGCGCUGCGCCUCCCUUUCUCUCCGCGCGUCUCUCACUAAAAACCGCUGGAGUCUCGCAGAGGAAGCGCGAGCGCGGCCAGGAUGAGGAUCGCGAUGAGGAGGAGGAUGAUGAUGAUGGAUGCUGUAGCAUGCCGUCUGCUGUUUCUAGCGCUGCUCUUCGGAGCCAGGAUCCAGAACACGGAAGGCUUACAGUGCUACUGUCACCGGUGCCCGAACCACACGUGUGCCACGGACGGCCUGUGUUACGUGUCCAUCACUAAAUCAGGCAGCGUCACCACACAGCAGACCUCCUGCAUCAGUGAGAACGAGCUGAUCCCACGCGACCGGCCCUUCGUCUGCGCACCCUCCACCAAACACGACACCGGCGUCUACCCCAUGUGCUGCGACACCGACUGGUGCAACAAGAACCCCGACCUCACCUCAUUCCCAGUGCCGACACAGAAGCCGCCGGCGUUGGGGCCCGUAGCUUUCGCGGCCCUGAUCGCGGGGCCCGUGUGUGUGGUGUGCUUCCUGAUGGUCACCGUCUUCUACAUCUGCCACAGCCGCUCGCUCAUCCACCACCGAGUGCCUAACGAGGAGGACCCGUCCAUGGACCACCCCUUCAUCACAGUGGGAGCCACACUCAAAGACCUGAUCUACGACAUGACCACGUCUGGCUCCGGCUCCGGGCUUCCUCUGCUGGUGCAGCGGACCAUCGCCAGGACCAUCAUCCUGCAGGAGAGCAUUGGGAAGGGCCGCUUCGGGGAGGUGUGGAGGGGCAAGUGGAGAGGAGAGGAGGUGGCCGUCAAGAUCUUCUCCUCCAGAGAGGAGCGCUCCUGGUUCAGAGAGGCUGAGAUCUAUCAGACCGUGAUGCUGCGGCACGAGAACAUCCUCGGCUUCAUCGCCGCCGACAACAAAGAUAACGGCACGUGGACGCAGCUGUGGCUGGUGUCAGACUAUCACGAGCACGGCUCUCUGUUCGACUAUCUGAACCGCUACACGGUGACGGUGGAGGGCAUGAUCAAGCUGUCUCUGUCCACGGCCAGCGGCCUGGCGCACCUGCACAUGGAGAUCGUGGGAACGCAAGGCAAGCCUGCUAUCGCUCACAGGGAUCUGAAAUCAAAGAACAUCCUGGUGAAGAAGAACGGCACGUGCUGCAUCGCAGACCUGGGUUUAGCCGUGCGUCACGACUCUGCCACCGACACCAUCGACAUCGCACCCAACCACAGAGUGGGCACCAAACGGUAUAUGGCCCCAGAAGUGCUGGACGAUUCUAUAAACAUGAAGCAUUUUGAGUCUUUCAAGAGGGCAGACAUCUACGCCAUGGGGCUGGUCUUCUGGGAGAUUGCCAGCAGAUGUUCUAUUGGAGGCAUUCAUGAGGACUACCAGCUGCCGUACUAUGACCUGGUGCAGUCCGACCCGUCGGUGGAGGAGAUGAGGAGAGUCGUGUGUGAACAGAAGCUACGGCCCAACAUCCCAAACAGAUGGCAGAGCUGUGAGGCUCUGCGUGUGAUGGCGAAGAUCAUGAGGGAGUGCUGGUACGCUAACGGAGCGGCCCGUCUCACCGCCCUGCGCAUCAAGAAGACGCUGUCCCAGCUCAGCCAGCAGGAGGGCAUCAAGAUGUAGACCGCCACAGUUAGUGUUCCCUUCCCAUCAUCCUUCAGAACCGCAUCACACUCCGUCUUCAAGAGAGGACGCCGCACUUUCACCGACGUUUGCCGCUCGUUUCUGCGUCUCGGUCUUAAACACGGACUCCUGAGGAUCUCACACGGAGCGCCAGACCGCGUCAAACACAAGAAGGACUCUUUUAUUAUUUAUAAGUGGCUUUGGUUUUUCUCCCGUGGAGGUUUGACUGAUUUGCACCUCGUGUUUAAUUUCCGCUCAUCGCUGCAGUUCUUCAGGUCGGCGUGACUUUAAAUACAUGCGUUCUGUUUUUGCAAAAACAAACCUGGACAUGACCUCAUUCAGUCCUGGCGAACAUGCUGUGACAUAUGCAAUAUAGAUGAAACCUAUCGACUUUAUAUUUUUACUGCUCUGCUACAACAACUACGAUGACAACCAUGCCUUCCAAGCCAGGUGUUACCAGAAAGUGCCACUGCUUUGAACCAACCAACCAACCAACCACCCUCGCGGUGCGUCUCUUAUGCACACGGAGCGAGAGCGGGCCGCUGGUGCCAUUCUUCAUCCUCUUCACUGAUGCAGCACAACUGUCAGACCUCUUCACGUACAGCUGGUUUCAUGGAACGGGCGGCUGGUUACAGAGAGUUACUAACCACUGACCACUGGCUGUGGACGGACCACAACCAAAUACUGAAAGUUGCCCAAACAUACGAUUAGAGCGCUCUUGGCAUGCAAAGAUGAGGUGUGGUAAUACGGAUAUUCACUAAGCCAUAGGUUUUCCAACAUUUUGUGGCAACUUUUUCUAAUAGAAUGUAAAUGAGAAGAAAUAUCAAGGACUGCUUUGAAACUCUUCCGAGCGAGCCUCAAGGGACCAACGUGGAGCUGGAGUGUGCUGGAGCUGACUGUACUCACCGUCUGGCUUCAGGACUGUGUGUGAGCCGCUUCAGAGGUGUGUGUGUGUGUGUGGACCGAUGUCUAUGAGAUCUGAUAGACGCGCUCGUGAAUGAAGAGCGAAACUCAACCGCUUUCUGGUGCUUAUUUAGGCCUGCAACUUGAGAUUCUUAUUUAUCUACAUCCAUGCGUUUGACUCUGUCCCUCUGGUGAGUUUUCAUCUUGAUCGUCAGUCAUGGAAGGACUCUUCAGAGAGCGAUGCAAGUCAAGCUCAGUCGACGGCAUUUGUGUCGUGAUGUUGAUUAGCACAAAAUAAAACAUGGUGGAAAAAUGUAAAAAUCAUGUUUAUGAUGAGGCAUUACAAUGGAAAUGAAUGGGGAAAUUUUUUAAAGGAUUUAAAAGAUCAAAAAUGUGAAAUUUUGUGAAAGUAAUUAUUAAUUAUUCUGCUAAAACAUGGGUAUUAUUUGAGCUGCAAAGGAUCAUUUUAAGGUUUUAGCCAUUAGUUUACGACAACAAAGCUGUAAAAUUGGACAGAGAAUGUUAGUAAAAGAUGGCAGCUCAGUUUAAACUCCAUUGUAAGGACCUCACUGGAACACUGAUUUUUUUUAAAAGGAAAUUAAUUUUUGUGAAAAGCAACAAAUGCUGUGGACUUAGUGUGACUUGUACUGAAUGUGGAAUAUUCCUUUAAAAAGGGAACUAAUGUGACGUGUUGAGCAAUACAGUGUUUUAGCGUGUAGGGUUUCUGCUCUUCUGAUGGUCAAACUUCACUGCUAUGCAUCACCAGUCUCUGCUGGACUCUCAGCAUCUCACGCUGGUUACAUCAGUUACAUUCACACAACUCUUCUUCAUUCUUGAAAUGUGUUGGGAUUGCUCAAGGGAAGCCGUUUCCAGCACAUUUCCUUCAAAGCCGAUUGAUUUUGCCGUGUAUUUUAAAGCGUUGUGCUGAGUUUGAGUUUGUUUGAGGGAGGCCGCUGGGAUGGACUGCAGUGUUACGAUGAUUAUUGAUGCUGUUUCAUACGUACAGUGAGUGAAUUAAUGAUUUCUGCCACACAUUCUGAUGCACAGUUCCUCAAUGAAGUACUUUUUACUGUGUGUGUAGGACGUAGUGUCUAUAAAUAAUGUGUACAUGUAUAUAAAUAUGUCUAAUGUGUGUCAGGCUGUGUCUGAAUCUGGAAGGAGAAAGUGUACAUUAAACCCAGUUUCAGUGCCGUCAGAGGAGGAAAGGGAAUGAUCCGGGGAACGAUCGGCUCGUUUGAGGGAAGGAGAGUGAAGUUCUGCUUUCUUCAGCAAACGCAGAAAGUUCAGCCAGAAAUAAAAAUGAUCACUUAUUGAUUCUCCCGCUGUUCCACACCUGUACGAUGAGUUUGGGGAGUGAGAAAGGUCGCUCUUUUACAUGCAGUUAAAAUGAAUCAGUAUCAGGGUUCACUAAAAUGACUGAAACUUGAACUGAAAUUAAAGUGAAAUGAGAAACUGUAAAACUACGAUGGCCAAUGACACUAAAUAUAAUACUCAGUGACACUGAAAUAAGAGUGAUCAUCAGUCUCUCAAGCUUCAGAGAGAACAUAAAAAGGAUCAUAAAAAUAUUCUGUAUGACUCAGUGUUUUGAGUAAUCGAGUAUGAAAUGAGUUUUUAAUCAUAACCCUAGCUCACAGCAGUUUUUGGAAGUCUGAUCCGGUUCCUGAAACUAGAGUAAAUGAUUCAUUCACAAAUCUGCCUGAUCCACUUUCAGCAUUGACUGCAAAAGAGCAGCCAGAACAUUCUUCAGAAUAUCUCUUUUUGUGUUGAGUGUUAAACGCCGGCAUCGACGUGGUUCAUGACGGUUUCACUCUCUUCCCGCUCGUGCCGUGUCCCUCAUUACAGACUGAAUCACCAGCAUGUGGUUUCAGAUUCGAGCGGGAACACUUGUGUCCAGGUGUCCGUUAGUGACGCGCAGGACCGGUGUAGCUUCAGAUGAAUGCGCUCGUGCCUGCUCCAGACUCAUCUGCGUCCACAGCGGCCGUGUUUCCAGAAGAAAGCUGAGUCAGACGCCCUCACAUGACCCAGACUUUUCAUUAAUAACUCCUGAAAGGUUUAUGCAGUUUCUCACUGUAAUGCACAAGCAUGUCAGUACAUUCUACACAGCAUCAGACUAAUUACCGUAACGAGAGCGCGAUGGCCCGUGGAUGCACGCGUCUAACCCGAGCGGGAAUUUUAAUAGCGCAAACUAUUUGCAUAAAUUGUCUGAAAGUCAUUUUUAAAGCGGUGGCAUGAAAACACACGGGUCUUUCACUCAUUUAUGCAAAUGCAUGGUCUGACGGACCUCAGGCUCUCUGCUGGCACUCAUCACGCUGUUAUAAGAGUUUAAUUACACCGCUAUGCUAUUAUUAUACAGACACUGUGAAAAAACCCUUGAGGCACGCUGGGCCGCCGGCACCAAAACACAGGAGAAUUCUGGGUCAUUUAAGGGCAGCUGAUGGAUUUCCCAUGGUGCAUUUCACCGGCUGAUUGGACGGAAGUGUAAAGCUUUAUCGUGUUUUAUUUAGUGCCUAAGUUUGACUCUGUUUUGUUUUAUAAUUCCACCUAGAAUGAUGCACUGCAUGGGACUUAUUUCUAAUGUUUGCAUCACUUGCUUUUUUUUAAGAAAAAAAUAUAAAGAAUAAUAAUAAAUGAAAAAAAAUAAUAAUAAUUUCAGUAGGUUUUAAAAGGUCAAAAAGUCACGAGAAAAAUACCUCCUCUGAAGACCAAUGUGUUUAUACCUCAGUGUAUAUAUUUGAGUUGUUUACUCUGAGUUUAUUUCUUUUGAAAUGCUGAAAUGUCUGUGGGUGGUACUUGUGGAUGGGAUUGUGUUACUGUGUUAUUGUCCAAACAGUAUAUCCCUUCUUUAAAGCAUUAUUUGGUCUGUUCUGUUCUUUUCGUGUUCUGUAUGAAUUACAAGUGCUUUACUGAUGUCUUACUGUCCUUCAAUGCCUCUCCGCUGUAUAGAAAUGCCUUGUACUGUUUCUUUUACAAAAACAAAAAAAGACAGAGAGAGGAAAAGUGAAUGAAAGCGGUGGCUGAAGUGAGAGGUGUGGGUCUGACCUGAGCCUCGUGACUGUUUUCUAGCGUGUACAGAUGAGCUGAUAGGAUCAUAGAGUGAAGAUCUUUCUAACAUAGUGCAGUAGAGAUGGGUGUCAAUAAAAACACAUCGACUUCUA